CGGUUGUAAAUUAUGGCAUCAAUUGCAAGAUUGGACGGAAAAGUCGCUCUUAUUACAGGGGCCAGCUCUGGUAUCGGUGCAGGGACAGCCAUCUUGUUUUGUAAACUAGGAGCAGAAGUUGCCAUUACUGGUAGAAAUGUCAAAAAUUUGAAUAAAACAGCAGCUGAAUGUGAGAAAGGAAAUGGAAAGAAGCCCUUUACACUUGCUGGUGAUUUGACCAAUGAAGAUUUUGUGAAACAGCUUGAGAAGAAACCGUAA
Molecule: messenger RNA, 258 nt
Organism: Saccostrea cuccullata (small rock oyster)
Lineage: Eukaryota; Metazoa; Mollusca; Bivalvia; Ostreida; Ostreidae
Product: glucose 1-dehydrogenase-like
Exons: 3
Coding region: 13-258 (81 amino acids)
Source: RefSeq, a predicted model, not a curated record